Messenger RNA from Naegleria gruberi, 6252 nucleotides. Its product is annotated as rabGTPase-activating protein. The record is from RefSeq and is a predicted model, not a curated record. The transcript has 6 exons. NCBI's taxonomy places the organism in Eukaryota, Heterolobosea, Eutetramitea, Acrasida, Naegleriidae. The coding region runs from base 1 to 6252 and encodes 2083 amino acids. Gene Ontology annotation, biological process: protein targeting to vacuole; endosomal vesicle fusion. Gene Ontology annotation, cellular component: HOPS complex; late endosome. Gene Ontology annotation, molecular function: protein binding.
AUGCCUCUCAAUCCAUUCAAAUCAAAAGGGCCUAUCAAUCAUAACCUAACCGAAGAGGAAGAUCAUGAUACUAUUCAUGAGGAUGGAUUAAAAUUGUUGAACGACACCGAUGAAUUACAAAUUAAUUAUCAGUGGUGUUCAAUUGUAAAUUAUGGAUUUCCUGAACCUCAAUCAAAUGAUGAUCCUGAAGUUUAUCAAGCCUAUACACAAUGGAUUAAAUCAAAAAGAGAAAAAGUCUAUGAAGAAAGUUCAAAAGCGUGGAAACAUUAUAUUGAUGAAUGUGGUGGAAUUCAAGGAAAAUUGUUAAAAUCGGACUCUGCAAGGAAAACAGUCAAGGCACUGGUAAGAAAACAUUCAAUUCCAUCUUGGUAUAGAAGACAUGUUUGGAUUCAAAUAACGGGAGUGGAUAAGAAAAUGAAGGAAAACAGAGGAUAUUACAAGAAGAUUCUCGAAGUUCACAAGGGUCAAACAUGUCCGAAUGAAGCUCAGAUAGACUUGGAUUUGUGUAGAACUUUCCCUUCACAUCCAUUUUUCUGUAAUAGUCACUCAAUAGGAAGAUCACAAAUGAAGAAUGUAUUGACAGCAUUCAGUUGGAGAAACCCUUACGUAAGCUAUUGCCAGAGUUUGAACUAUAUUGUCGGAAGUUUAUUAUUGCACUGUGGAGAGGAAGAAGCUUUUUGGCUCUUAGUAACCUUACUCGAAGACAUUUUACCAGCAAAUUAUUAUAAUCCAGAACUUACUGGUAUGAGAGUGGAUUCUUAUGUUUUGGACGAACUAAUCAAGGAAAGAUUACCAAAACUUCAUGCUCAUUUACAUAAAUUUGGAGUAGAGACAACGGCAUUUGCCAGUGGAUGGUUCAUGAGAUUAUUUAUUGAGGUUUUCCCUAUUGAGACAUCGAUGAGAGUUUUAGAUUUAGUUUUCAGUGAAGGAACAAAAAUACUUUUCAGAGUAGCAAUGUCAUAUCUCAAAUUGCAUGACACUGCACUUGAACAAAGAUUACACAUGGGAGAAGUAUUGCACUAUUUGAAUCACAGUACUAGAAGACUGUACGAUCACUCCAUACUAUUCAAGCAAUGUUUCUCAUUUUAUAAUUUAAAGAUUAAGCAAAUUACAGAGUAUCGAGAAAAGUUUACAGACAUUGUCGAUGCCGAAUCAAAAGAAAUGGAGAGGAGAAGACGUGAAUUAAGGAAAAGAGAAGAAGCCAAAAGAAAACAAAUUGAAGAGCAGAAUUUGGAAGAGAGAAAACAAAGUCUCUCUAACGGCACUGAACAGGAUGGUGAAGAAUCUGCUGCAAGUGAGGAAGUGGAGCGACAACAACAACUCAAGGGGGCAAAAUAUAACGACUCUGAUGAAGAAGAAUUGAGUCUCGACUUGGACUCUGAUGAAUUGGGAGGGCAAGAUGACACCCUCGAUGAUUUGUCUGAUAACGAUUCUGAGUAUCAUCUUGGAACAGGUACUAAAAUUACCUUCAACUUGCAGAAUAAUAAGGAACAUGGUGAAGUUGAACAAUUGGAUCAAAUCGAAGAGUUGGAAAAGCAAAUAGCCAUGAUGAAAAUGGAUCAAAAGGAUGAAGAUAAAAGUAAUCAAACUCUACAAAGAAUCCUUACCGAACCAAUUUUUACAGAUGAAUUAAGUUUAGGAAAAGAGUUGGAUGAUUUUCUUGAGGAAUUAGAUAUCCAUUCAUCAGCAAAUGAAACGAGUACCGUUUCCAAAUCAAUAGAUGAUAAAAGUAAGAAGGACAUAACAAAGAGUAUUCUUAAAAACGAGAAAUUAAAGGCGAUGAGCACAGAAAUAUACAAACCUUCGGUUAACGCUAAGGUAGGAAAAGUGGUAUCGAUAAGAGUUUCAAAGAAGUACACAGCCUUUGGAACAGAUCGUGGCUUAAUUUUAAUAUUCAGCUCUGACGACCAAGAGUUGAAAUGUAUUCUCGGAAACACAACAGGAGUGGAAAAUGUAUCGACAGGAAAGGUUUCAUCACUAAGCUUUUCAUUCCAAGAGGAUUGGUUAGUAGCCGGUUACGAAAAGGGUGUUAUUAUUGUUUGGGAUGUUCUUAAGGCAAGCGUUAUCAAGAGAAUAGACGAUGCUUUUACUUCACCUGUUGUAAAUGUUGCUUUCCUUACUGAUAUGUAUUCAAUUAUUGCCUCCGAGUUGUUUUCUAGUACUCUUAAAUGUUUUGCUCUUUCUAAGGUUCUUUUCAGAUAUAGUUACAGUUUAAUGUUUCAAAUGUCUGUUGGUGAUGACCCAAUCAUUACGUUUGCAGUCAUUCCAAAGGAUUCUUCCAAAUCUUAUCUUGCAGUAGGUACAAGAAGUGGAAAGUUGUUACUCUAUUCGAUGGGAAAAACUCUUGUACCUGAUGGAGAUCCUGUCUCGUUUGGAUAUCCUCUCUAUGGAAAAGGGUUAUUGCCUUAUCUUGCUUUGGCAAAUUCCAGUUCAAACUCAAAGACUGGUAUUGUGGCAUUUGCAUAUGGGAAAGAUGUGCACAUAAUAGAUAUAUCUAAAGAUGGAAAAAAGGAUAUUAUUUUCAAUUCUGAAUUAACAUCUGAUGUUUGUGGUUUGGGAUGGUUUGAUGAAAAAAGUCUUGUUGUCAUGACUGCUGACCAAGAAGUUUUAUUAUUUGAUGUAAGGGUUGAUGAUACAUCAGUAAUUGAAACGGAAGAUAUCACAUUUACAAACCCAUUGGACCAUUAUGCUAUGCAAGGAUCCAAACACUCCAGUUAUGAUAUCAAUUCAAGAGGAUUUGUUGUUCUCGGAGAACAUGGUUUGGUAAAGAUUUCUAUCAAACCUUGGGAGGAGAGAAUUUAUCAAUUAUCAGAUGCUGGACUGUGGAAAGAAGCUCUGGAACUCACUCACGAAUUUUAUACUGGAAAAGGAAAAUGUGUGUUUGGACUUCCUGCCGAUGCAGCAUUGGAUAUUUUAGCCGCAAAAACAGUUGGACUUGUAACUGAGUAUUUACGAUUGAGCCUUACAGGUUCAGAAUAUAAGGAUGACUAUAUUUAUAAGCUUGUUGGAUCAACAUGUAUUGACAAUUGUAUGAAAGUUGGAAGAGAAGAUGUAGUUUUUAGUGCAGUCCAUACUACAUUUGAAGAAUGUGGAAAGACACAGAUUUUCUUGGAAUUGUUAGAACCAUUUAUUCUGUCUGGAGCAUUAAAGAGUAUUCCAUGGCCAAUUUUCCAAGGCUUCAUUUCAAAUUUCAAGACUCAACAAGAAAGACUUGAUACAUUGAUUAUGAGAUUGGAUCUUCAACAAUAUAAUAUGUAUGAUAAGAUUAUUCAAUUUUGCAGAGAAUGUUCACUUCUGAAAACUUAUGUACAUGUUACUAAUAUUUACCAAAGAGAAUAUGUAGAACCUCUUGAAAGAAUACUUGAAGAAUAUGGAGAAAGCCGUGAAAGAGAAGUUGCAGAAGUAAUUCUCUACUUCUUUGAGAGAUACCUAGUUGGUAAUGUUCCAGAACAUGAGGAUUUGGUUACUGAUAUCAAGAAGGAUGUUGUCGAUUUUAUAUUUGAUGAGGAAGAGGAUGGUGACAGAGAUCCAACAUCAGCCUUCCACUCCAUUGUCAGGCACUAUCCUGAAAAGCUAUUUGAUGUUCUUGAAAUAGCAAUGAAUGAUGAUUCAGCCACUAAUCCAUGGGAUGAAGACUUUACCCAAGAAAACCUUAUUGAAUACAUUUUGAGACUCCAACUGCCCCAUCAAUUUAUGAAACAUCCAAGUUUCUAUGAUGGAAGAAUUGCUUUCUUCUCUUUCUAUGCUAAGUUUUUAGCAAAGGGUAUACUUAAAGCUGAAGACUAUAAUAUCCUUCUUGUAAUCUUUACCUUCCUUUCAGAAGAUAUUUUGAGAAGACUUAGGAAUUGCACUGACGAUAAAGAAAAACAAAGAAUUUUGUCCCUCAGAGAGGAUAGAGAAGAAAGAUUUAUUGAAAUCCUUGAAAAGAGAAAAACCUAUUAUGAUAAGACCAAAUUCAUGGAACUUGCAAAAAGAUUUGAUCUUUACAAACUUGCCAAGUUUUUCAUGUCUAGCACCCAAAAAUAUCAGUGGUAUCUUGAAGUCAAUUUAAAGAGAUUGUUCGAGAUUACUUGGUCUCAAAUUCCAGAGCUUGCCGAAACUUUGGUUGUUGACUUGUCGUUUUCUAAUGCUUGCCAUCAACACGUAGUCAUGACAAUACAAAAAUUACUUGACGAAGAAAGGGAUCCAGAACGAUAUAGAACUCUAAGAUUUUUCUUCUAUUGUUAUAUUACUUCCUUAUUAUUGGAUCCAACUUCUGAGAAUGGUUCUUUGAAUAUGAAUGAAGUUGCUAAAAGGGGUAUCUCUGUGGAAGAGUUAACCUACACAUACUUGCAAAUGGUUUGCGACUUUGAAGACAAUAAGAAAGUUAAGGAGUAUUUACAACAACAAGGAUCCGGCCUUGAUGUUGAUAAAUGUAUGAAAAUAUGUAAGGAUGUUCCAGAAGCAAAAUCUUUCCUUCUCGAAAGAACUGGAGAAGUCAAACAUGCAUUGAAUGAAAUUUUGAGAGAAUUAGAACACACUGUUGACCUUCUGAAAUUAAAGUUAAUUGAUGAAGUUUCCAGAAAAAGAAAUGCUGCUUUUGAGAAGAACUUUGAUGAGAUUAGUAAGGAUUUCAACUUGAUCACAGAUGACCCACCUGUUUAUUGUCCAAAUGAACCAAUUAUCGAACAAAUGAAGGUUUUACAACAAAAACCAAAAAUCAAACUCCCUAAAGUAACUUUGAAGGAAGGUUAUGAUGCUGGAGAAAAAGCAGAACUUACUGAUGUGCUAACUUGUCAUGAAUCCAGAAAUCUGGUAAAAGAACUCAAGACUGCUAUUAACUUGUGCUGCGAAAACAGUGAAAGAAAAACUCUGGAUGAUAGUGAAGUUAGACAAUUAUGGUUCAGAUUGUUGAAUACCUUUGUUUUACUUCAAAGAAAGUUGAGAUAUGGAUUUUUAGAAGGAAAACCUCUGAGUGUUAGUAAGAGAGAGGAAUCUUCAGUUUUUCAAAAGAAAAUUGUUGACAGUGAAGGUUUUGAUGAGUUCGAUUUGGAGGAUACCCAACUUGAUGAAUUUGAUAUCAUCAAGGAAGAAAUUGUCGAUACAAACACUGAAAUUAUCAAGAUUGAGAAAGACUUGAAUGCUGAGAGAGAGUUGCAUGACCCAGAUGAGGAAAGAAUCGAAAGACUCCAAAUUAAAUUAAAAAAGAAAAAGGAUCACAUUCAUAAUCUCCAAAUGCAAUUGAAGAGUUUGGAAGAAAAGGAAAAAUUAGAAAAACAACUCGAAGAAGAACGAAAUAAUGAUCCAACAGCUCCUCACAACAUUCAAAAAUUGGCUAAUCUUUGGUUACAAAGAUGUAAUUCAUUGUAUAUUAGAAUAAUACUUAGUGAGAUGAUGAGAUAUGUGGAUAUUCCAUCAAUCUUGAAUGAUAUUGUUACUGAGCACGAUAGUGAUGCAUUCGGUAAUGUUAAGGUAACAAUUAUGAGAUUAUUAGAUAAUUAUAGCUACGAAAGUGGAUUGUUAAAGCAAUCCAAUGAACUAAUUUCUUAUGACAUUUUCAAUAUUGGAAAUCAACUACACAGAGAUUUGAAUAGUGCCCUAAAGCCUAACAGUUUAUACUGCUUCCUUUGUGGAAACCCACUAGGUAAGAAAACCAUGGAAGAAUCAAGUAUGUGUAGAAUAUUCCCUUGCGGUCAUGCAUUCCAUGUAAAUUGCAUCGGUAUUAAACAAGUGGCAUGUGUGCAUUGUGAAAAUAAGGAUGAGAAAGAAUUGAUACAAAUCGCCAAGACCAGUCGCACCUACAUUAUGGAAGGCAGAAAGGUUAAUGAAGAGGAAGUACGUGGAAAGUUCUUUGAUUUCCAUCAAGUAAAGUCUACUGUAGAUAAAGCCCUGGAUAAGAGACCACCAAUAGACUUGCUAGAUGAUUUAUCAUUGAAGAAGAAGGGUGGUAAUGCCAAGAAGAAGAAUGCAGCUGAUAUUGCUUUGGAACAAUUGAGUGCUCCUUCAUCAUCUUCAGUUACCAGGUUAACUGGUGUAAAGAUUCUACAGUUAGCUCCUGAAAAUCUUGGAAAUGGAAGAUCCAACAACAGGUCUAAUGCUAAUAAGGUAACACUUGUAGCUAUUGAUGAGCACGCAGAAGAUGAAAUUUUAACUCGAGACAGAACAAGUACAUUAACCCAACAAAAAACAAAAAGAAGAAUUGGACCUGUUCAAAAAAUCACAAUUGUUGAUUUUGAAGAAAUUGUUAAAGAAAUUGAAGAAAUGUAUGAUUAA